Messenger RNA from Cicer arietinum (chickpea), 761 nucleotides. RefSeq names its product small ribosomal subunit protein uS13c. Lineage: Eukaryota; Viridiplantae; Streptophyta; Magnoliopsida; Fabales; Fabaceae. Gene Ontology annotation, cellular component: ribosome; small ribosomal subunit; mitochondrion. Gene Ontology annotation, molecular function: RNA binding; structural constituent of ribosome. The record is from RefSeq and is a predicted model, not a curated record. Gene Ontology annotation, biological process: translation.
AGGCUAUGUAUGACUAUGGUGAAUACUCCAUUUCACUGAAGCAAUUGCAACAAAGGAAACAACAGAAAAAUGGUUCAAACGCUGUCAAUGCCCGUGGCACCUUCACUCUCUAUCAUCUGCAAUGGCCAUUUCUCCAACAGAGUUUCCUUCCCUGUUCUCAACGCUCCCAAACCAAAGGUUCAAAGAUUAAGCAUUGUGUGCGUUCGUGUUGGUGGUGUGGAAAUUCCAAACAACAAACGAAUUGAAUUCUCGCUGCAAUACAUUCAUGGAGUUGGAAGGAACAGAGCGCGAACGAUUCUAAGUGAUAUCCAAAUGGAAAACAAAGUGACAAAGGAACUGAGUGAGGAAGAGCUUAUUAUUCUCAGAGAGGAAGUAUCCAAAUACACCACUGAAGGAGAUUUGAGAAGGUUUAAUGCACUUAAUAUUAAGAGAUUAAAGGAGAUCCAGUGUUACAGAGGAAUAAGGCAUAUUCAGGGACUUCCUUGUAGAGGACAGCGUACCAAGAACAAUUGCAGGACAUUGAAGGGUAAGAAAGUUACUGUUGCUGGCAAGAAGAAAAAGUAAAUUUUUACUUUUUUAUUGUAGUUGCUUUACUUGUUGUGCUAUAAAAACAAACAAAAAACCAAUGUAAUGUAAUGUAAUGUAAUUUUCUGUUGUGGAUGUUUAAUGAAGUUUAUUAACAAUUUAUCGCGCCUUGAGCCACUGGUUGGCCAUGGUGGGAAGAAAAAAAGUUACGGGCACAUAGGUUUGGUAAAGUUACA